Molecule: messenger RNA, 1827 nt
Organism: Adineta ricciae
Lineage: Eukaryota; Metazoa; Rotifera; Eurotatoria; Adinetida; Adinetidae
Source: the annotation of a GenBank genome assembly
AUGGCCGCUAUCACUCGCGCGUCUUUUACCGACGACGAUUCGAUUGGCGAACAUUCACCUUUAGAAAUGGUUCGCAUGGAUGCAUCGAAAGGCAAACUUUCACUUACUCAACAUGAUCCCGACGAUCAUAUCAUGUUGGAUGAUUCAGGUGGAACAUUAGGUGGAAGUGGCUAUACUCAAAAUGAUUUUCUGUUAAAUUCAAGUACGGGUCUCAUUGAAGGAAUCAAUCGUGAAUACGAAAUUCCAAAUCUAUUCACGUAUAAAAAGAUUGAAGCAUUGCUCGAAACAAUGCAAGAUGAAAAUUCUGGUCUGCCGAUAAAAUCUGUUAAAAGUUUUAUGUCGAAGAUUCCGAGUGUAUUCACCGGUGGUGAUUUAAUUCAAUGGAUUUUAAAAACACUCGAUGUUGAUGAUACAGCUGAAGCACUUCAUCUCGCUAAUCUGAUGUCAUCUUAUGGCUAUAUUUUACCCAUCGAGGAUCAUGUUUUGACGAUAAAAAAUGAUGGAACAUUCUAUCGUUUUCAGACACCAUACUUUUGGCCAUCGAAUCACGGCGAACCCGAUAACAUUGAUUACGCUGUUUAUUUGUGUAAACGAACAAUGCAAAAUAAGACUCGCUUGGAAUUAGCUGAUUACGAAGCGGAAAACUUGGCUCGAUUACAGAAACUUUUUGCCAGAAAAUGGGAAUUUAUUUACAUGCAAGCUGAAGCACAAAUCAAAGUGGAUAAAAAACGUGAUAAAGUCGAACGAAAUGUUCUCGAUUCGCAAGAACGAGCUUUUUGGGAUGUUUAUCGUCCUGCACCUGGUUGUUUCAACAUGAGCGAGCAAGAUAUCAAAAAAUUAAUGCGACGUAAAGCACCGGUUCUCUCGUCACAUGCAUUAUCAAGUAAUCUAAGGAAAACAUCGUCGACAUCUGCAUCGAACACUGGACCCGCAUCAGCCUUAGCAUUCGCUGCCAACAAGAACCUUAUGACAAUGACUGUCGGAUUAUUGUCGGCAGGACCUCCAUCAGCAAAUCAAGAUCCAUACUCGUCAUUGAAUCGAAUAGGAAUGUUGCGUGAAUGCGAUGAAACUGCACUGAUUGAGCAGUUAUGUCAUGAAAUCGAAUUCCUCAAACAUCGUCUGGACCGAAGAUGUUUGAAAACGUCGAAAGUCUGCGAAAGUUAUGUGUCUUAUUUCGAACAGUAUGCAGAAUUUGAUCCAUUCCUAACACCUUGCGAGCCAUCCAAUCCUUGGAUAACUGAUUCAACUGACUUGUGGGAAUUGGAAAAGAUGGGCAAUGCAAAAGAGCUUUCGUCACGGCGUGUUAAACGAUGGGGAUUCUCAAUCAACGAAUUACUGAAAGAUCCAAUCGGUCGCGAUCAUUUCUGGAGAUUUCUUGACAAAGAAUAUUCCAGUGAAAAUUUAAGAUUCUAUGAAGCCUGUAUCCAGCUUCGAUGUCAUACACCACAGCAAGAUGUUCAUAAUCGAGUGCAUGAAAUUUAUAACGAAUUUCUCUCCCCAGGUGCUUAUUAUUCGAUUAAUAUUGAUCAACGUGUGAUGAAUCUAACGAAAAAUAAUAUGACACAUUCUCCUAGCCGUUACACAUUCGAUGAAGCUCAGGAUCAUAUUUUCAACCUAAUGAAUCGUGAUACAUACGCUCGAUUCUUACGAUCCGAAGCUUAUAAAGAAUUACUCUUAGGUGGAAAGAAAAAGAUAUCACCACCAUCAUUAAAAUCGGGCCGACUUUCCAUUGUCGUACGAACUCCAUUAGAAACUCUGUCGAUGGGUGGUAGUAGCAGUAUUAGCGGAAUCAAUGAAAGACAUUUAUUAAGUGGCGGCUCCCGUUAA